UAAAAUCUCUUCAGCUUGUGUUAACCAAGGACCUUAUUUCAGGCAUCUAACUAAAAAGCCAUUCAAAAAACCUGUUGGCUUCCAGACGAUCGGACCAGAAGUGCUAAAAUGCUAACUCAUUUCUGGGUUUUUUUGGACUCUUUUCUGCACCGCUCUAUUACGCUAUGUUCAAUUAGACUGUGAGGACCAUAAAGUUAUGCUCAGGUCAUGAGCAAACAAAAAGCCCCCAGUGUCAACAUGUCUACAAUGACCUGCUCGUCAUCGCUAGGCUCAAUCAGCCGACCCAUUUAGCUUUUGCGAGUCAUUCACUGGUCAAACAUCACAACACUAAAUUGUACCAACCAAGGUUUAUCAUUUUUAUCAUUCAAGGGUCUUGAAUAUGGCUUGUCUUGGCUUUUUCUUGUUCAGGGUCCGUGUCCUGAUUAAAAUUUAAUCAUGAUAGGAAAAUCUUUUAUUGUGUUCUCUUUAUAACUGAGUGUUAACUAAACACUUUACCCUCUGUACGUGCAGACGGUCAGUGCUGCCCACACUACGUAUGGGGUGGAUGUUGUUCUUUCCCUUCCUGUCUUGGCACAUCACAGACUGUUUGUGCUUGUUGCUGUCAUUAAAUCCAAAAUUUCAUUUGACUCAUUUGUCCCCAUUUUGCAUCACACCCAUGACUAAAUCACUCAUUGACAGACCAAAAUCCUGUCAGCUUUGAGAUAUUACGUGUGCUCCUCUGUGUGUGGGUGAAAAUAGUUCAAGGUUCAACAAUCGACUUGGCUGUAUAAAAAGGGCACUGAUUGACUGAAAUCCUGUUAACUUGUUGGGAUUGUUUGGUUGUACAUGACUGAAAAAAUGGUAAUUCCAAAGUUAAGGACAGACCGAGAAGAGGAAAGAAAGGACCGACGGGUCCAAGGCAGACUCGACAAAGGAGAGCUUAUAUUUCUGAAGAUGGAACAGCCUCCACAGAUUUGGCACAUGCAGGUCGCCCCCCAGAACGCUGCCGGAGAGCUGAAGAAGGUGUCAGUCAUGAGCCAGCCAGAGUGCUCCAUCUGCUACAACACCUACGACAAUGUCUUCAAAACACCCAAGCAGCUGGAUUGCACCCACACCUUCUGCCUGGAGUGUCUCUCCCGCCUCAUGGCGAUCUCGCUGGCGGACCAGGACGGCACCGACGGCAGCACUCACCUCUCUUGCCCCUUCUGUCGUCACCCCACAGCGCUGCCCGAGGAGGGACCCCCGGCCCUGACCACCAGCCACGAGGUCCUCUGCAAGCUGCCCAGCCACCAGCAGCAGGAGGAGCCAGUGUGGCUGGAGGGGGAGAAGCUGUGCUACAAAAGCUCCGUGCACGACGCCGGCUCGGGCGCCCCCGACAGUCCCAAGGCCUUCUGCAUCUGCAUUGACAUCGGGGCCAGCAAGACGGUGGACGCUCCGAUCCAGACGCAGCCCCGGACUUUUGGCCUGCUGGACCGGCUGGCGGACUGGAAGAGGAUGGUGCUCUUCGUCGUGCUCAUGGUGCUGCUGGUCGUGGUAGUGUUGUGGCCGUUGCAGUGUGUAUUCAGCACAGGGAACAUGCGCUGUAUGCGAGAACCCGUCCAUCCCAGCCCCACCACACCAACACCUGACACUAAUUUCACCAGGCUGCCUGGUCUGAAAGAGUAAACUUAUAGACUGACUGGACUUCACUGGAACUAUACAGAAUUUGUAAAUGUUUUGUGCAUAAUUCCACUUUUGCUAAUUGUACAUUGUUUUGCCACACACAACUGUCAACACCUCAGACUUUUAACCACAGAUGUUAAAGCCACUAUGUGUAGGCUGACUUUAGAUGUCUGACUUUAGUGCCCCCUGGUGUUGGUUUAAAAAAAAGACACUGUGGCAGACCCCACCAGGGGACAGAGACGAAAUGGCUGAAAGCAACACAGACUGAACCAAUUUUCACUGGACUUUGGUGUUUUUGUGUCAUAUGUCAUCAGACUCAUUUGAAUUAUGUUGUAUUUUUAAAUUGGAAUCACA
Messenger RNA from Sebastes umbrosus (honeycomb rockfish), 1995 nucleotides. RefSeq names its product RING finger protein 223. Bases 826 to 1644 code for a protein of 272 amino acids. Gene Ontology annotation, biological process: protein ubiquitination. The record is from RefSeq and is a predicted model, not a curated record. Gene Ontology annotation, molecular function: ubiquitin protein ligase activity. Lineage: Eukaryota; Metazoa; Chordata; Actinopteri; Perciformes; Sebastidae. The transcript is spliced from 2 exons.